GCUCUGGCGUACGUAUCGCGUCACGAUGGAUUGUGCUUGUGUGUGAUAUUGAUUGUGUUGUGCCCGGAAUUUGUCGAAGCAUGAUGCCUCUCGCACCGACCCCUGUGGUGGCGGUGCCAUCGAAGCCCAAGAUCGGCUUCAGUAUAGACAGUAUAGUGGGUGCGGAGCGGCCGAAGCAUCCUUCGCCUCCGUUGGCGAGUCCCGGGUCGCCGUCGCCGGUCGCUUCGCCCCGGAGUCCCUCUCCCCGGCCGCUGAUAAGGCCAAGCGCGCUGCCGGCUGUGUUCCCUGGGCCGGAGAUCAAGAGGCUGCCGUACCUGGACGCGCAGAGCCACCACCACCAGUUCCUGGCGCAUUUCCAGGGGGCGGCGCUGGCUGCGGCGCUCGCUCACCAGCAGCAGGGCUUCGGGGCGCCGCUGCCACCGCACCCGCCCCCGCACCCCGCGGCGCCCGUGCCCCGGGAGUCUUACCAGCUCUACCCUUGGCUCAUCAACAGGCACGGACGAAUAUUCCCUCACAGAUUUCCCGGUGGUCCGGACAUCCCCGGCUUCCUGCUGCAGCCGUUCCGCAAACCCAAGCGGAUCCGGACAGCUUUCUCGCCAUCACAGCUGCUCAAGCUGGAGCACGCAUUCGAGAAGAACCACUACGUAGUCGGCGCGGAGAGGAAACAGCUCGCGCAGGCGUUGAGCUUGACGGAGACGCAGGUCAAAGUGUGGUUCCAAAACCGAAGAACGAAACAUAAAAGAAUGCAGCAGGAGGAAGAAGCUAAGACCGGCACGAAGUCCGGCUCGUCGAGCUCCAAGCCGGAAGACGGCAGCCACUUCAACAACUCCUACGACGAGGACGAAGAACUAAUAGACAUGGAUAUGGACGAACUAAGUGAAAGUGAAAAUGAGACGUAAAAGACGGUCUCCCGUGACAGGACACUCGUGUAAAUAUCGAUGUAAUUUAGUUUAAUAGAAAGGUUAAUAAUUUAUUUUGAUUAUUGUAUAAAGUUUCGAAUCAGCCAUAUUCUUUAUCGGAGUUAAGUGACGCCAUUGAAACGUCAAAUUCACCAAUUGUUUACUACAGUUGGUGAAAAUGAGCGUUAAUGGUUAGGUUCACCAAAUUGACGCGAAUAGAAUGUUAAUCCAAUUAUU
Messenger RNA from Aricia agestis (brown argus), 1136 nucleotides. Its product is annotated as homeotic protein empty spiracles-like. Bases 81 to 899 code for a protein of 272 amino acids. The record is from RefSeq and is a predicted model, not a curated record. Gene Ontology annotation, biological process: neuron differentiation; regulation of DNA-templated transcription; brain development. Lineage: Eukaryota; Metazoa; Arthropoda; Insecta; Lepidoptera; Lycaenidae. Gene Ontology annotation, molecular function: DNA-binding transcription factor activity, RNA polymerase II-specific; DNA binding. The transcript is spliced from 3 exons.